AUGUCAACCGCUCGCUACAAGGACCCAAUCCCCAAGGGUGUCUACGUCUUCACCACCCUUGAUCAAGCUGCCAAAGUCCAAAGGGAGAAUCAGUACGCCAUUUUCUAUCCUGAGAAUAACGGCUACUAUGCAAAGAACCCGGAUGGCACCGUCGUCGGCGUGGCAUCGGACGAAAUGUGUGAGGAGAUCGACCGCAGAAACGCCGAGUUGGAAGCGAAGAUUGCAGCGGGCGAGAAGCUGACAGAUGAGUAUGCAGCUUAG
This is a messenger RNA of Monascus purpureus, 261 nucleotides long. The record is from the annotation of a GenBank genome assembly. NCBI's taxonomy places the organism in Eukaryota, Fungi, Ascomycota, Eurotiomycetes, Eurotiales, Aspergillaceae.